Rana temporaria (common frog) is the source of this 2125-nucleotide messenger RNA. Its product is annotated as E3 ubiquitin/ISG15 ligase TRIM25-like. The transcript has a single exon. The coding region runs from base 16 to 1755 and encodes 579 amino acids. Lineage: Eukaryota; Metazoa; Chordata; Amphibia; Anura; Ranidae. The record is from RefSeq and is a predicted model, not a curated record. Gene Ontology annotation, molecular function: protein binding; zinc ion binding.
CUUCUGCUUUCAGUGAUGGAGUCAGCUGAUCUGAGGAAGGAGCUGGAAUGUUCCGUCUGCCUGAACAUUUAUACAAAUCCUGUAACCCUGAUAUGUGGACACAACUUCUGCCAGGACUGUAUUGGUCGUGUGUUGGAUACACAGGAGGAGUCUGGAGGUUAUUCCUGUCCUGAAUGCAGAAAAGCGUUCCAGGAUCGUCCUGCACUGCACAGGAACAUUACACUGCGUAACAUAGCUGAAAAUUUCCCGUCUGCUCAGCCAGAUCAGGAGUCGUCCGGGUUCCUCUGCACUUACUGUAUUCACACUCCUGUACCUGCUGUGAAAUCCUGUCUGCAUUGUGAGGCUUCUCUUUGUGACAAUCACCUCAGAGUCCACAGCAAGUCACCAGAACACGUCUUAUGUGACCUCACCACUUCCCUGGAGAACAGGAAAUGCUCCGUCCAUAAGAAGAUCCUGGAAUAUUACUGCACUGAGGACUCCACCUGUAUCUGUGUGUCCUGCAGGCUGGAUGGAGAACAUCGGGGACACCAGGUGGAGACUCUGGAUGAGGCCUCUGAGAUGAAGAAGAAUAAAUUGGGAAAUGUUCUGCAGAAACUGAUGAAUGAGAGAGAGGAGACAAAGAAAAGAGUCCAGACUCUGCAGGAACACAGGAGGAAAGUACAAGGAAAAGCAGAUGAUGAAACGGAGAGAGUCGCUGUCCUGCUCAGAGACCUCAGGAGACGUCUGGAAGACCUGGAGAAGAGAGUCCUGAGUGAGAUCUCCGGGCAGGCAGAGCGGCUCUCUCUAUCACUGUCUGAUAUGAUCCAACAGCUGGAAAUAAAGGAGCAGGAUCUGUCCAGGAAGAUGGGGGACAUUGAGGAGCUGUGUAACCUGACGGAUCCACUGGCUGUCCUAAAUGAAUCGGUCACAGGUGACUUGUGUGAUACUGAGGAUGAAGAUGAUGAUGACAGAGAGAGACAUGAUAAAUUCCUCCAUAAUGGAUGGAAUCUGGAUGUGGUGGGGAUCUCAUGCACAUUACACACAGGUUUAUCUGAUAUCAUGUCUGGGGUAAAUAUAUGUAUAGAUACACAUGUCUAUUCACAUAAUACUACUACAAGCGGAGAAGUUCACAUCAAUGCUGAACAAAUCAAAAAACGCCUAAAACUCACUUCCACUAUACAACGCUCACACAACGAGCAUAUAGGACCAGUUAUUGGGGCUGUACAGCCAACAUUGGGGUUGUCGGGGGUUACAGACAUAUUACUGGAUGUGAGCACAGCUGGUAAUACUCUACAUAUAUUCGAUGACGGGAAAACUAUAUCCUCCUCAUCGUAUCAGAACUUUCCAGAAACUCCAGAGAGAUUUCAGUGUCCUCAGGUGAUGAGCAGUCAGAGUUUCUCCUCAGGGCAACAUUGCUGGGAAGUGGAUAUCUCGGGGUCCGAGUACUGGAAAGUUGGGAUUUGUUAUCCCAGUAUAGGCAGGAGAGGAGUCCAGUCUUGGAUUGGAUGUAAUAAGAAGUCUUGGGGUUUAGAGAGAUUGUGGGGUGAUCAGUACUUGGUGAUCCAUGACAGGAAAGAGAUCCAAUUGACUAGCAAUGUCUCCAGUAACAGAGUCAGGAUUGAUCUGGAUUAUGAGGCCGGGCGCAUCUCCUUUUAUAAAUUGUGUGACCCAAUCCGACAUCUCCAAACCUUCACCACCACAUUCACUGAGCCCCUCCAUGUUGUGUUGGGUGUAUGGAAAGGUUUUAUAAAGGUAUCUGGGGCAGUCAAAAUGUGAGAAAUUUUUGCCCAGACUCUGGUGACAUCAAAGGGUGGAGAAUCUGGUGCAUUGAUCAGCUAAUAGGAAGAAGCAGUGAACAAAAACCAACAUUACUGAAUUAUUUCUAAAUCUGCAGGCUCUGAGGCCAUCAUCUUCAUCAUAAACCUCACUUCGCUGCCUAGCGGGUCACUGACCAGGAACAAGAAUGCGUGAGUUCAGAUUACCAAGUCUGGACGGUCUGCAUGCUUGUUAUUGGCCAGUACAAGUCUAGGUAGAGUAGCCAGGAUUGUAAUGACGGCUCUGGAGCCUGCACCUUUUUUUUAAAGUUUAUCUGGAGAGAUUUCCCCUCAUGCCGCAUACACAUGAUCAGAAAUUCCGACAAGAAAAG